Molecule: messenger RNA, 948 nt
Organism: Clonostachys byssicola
Lineage: Eukaryota; Fungi; Ascomycota; Sordariomycetes; Hypocreales; Bionectriaceae
Source: the annotation of a GenBank genome assembly
AUGAGGGUCAACUUCUCCACGGUUGUUACACUUCUUACGAGCGCUACGCCGGCCGUUCACGCUCACUACUUCUUCGACGUCCUCGUUAUCGACGGUGUUGAGAGUAAACCUAUUGAGUAUGUUCGCGAGAACACUAGGGCGAUCAAGUACAUGCCCACGAAAUUCAUCAACACCUUUGACAACUUGACUCCCUUGUCGACCGAUUUUCGAUGCAACCUUGGUGCUGGGUCCGGCAGUGCCACUGAUGUAGCCAAAGUUGCUCCCGGCACACCGCUUGCCUUCAAGCUUGCCGUCGGCGCAACCAUGCAGCACCCAGGACCGGCGUUUGUCUACAUGUCAAAGGCUCCGGGUGAUGUCAAGGAAUAUGCCGGCGAUGGGGACUGGUUCAAGAUCCAUCAAGAGGGCAUAUGCAACGACGGACCAGUUACAACUACUGCAUGGUGCACAUGGGACAAGGACCGUAUCAGCUUCCAAAUUCCCGCGGGCACACCUGCUGGUCAAUACCUGGUCCGAGUUGAACAUGUUGGUCUCCACGGCGCCCAUGCCGGCGAGGCGGAAUUCUUCUAUGCCUGUGGCCAGAUUGAGGUUACUGGAAAUGGUGCUGGAGUUCCAGGUCCAACGGUAAAAUUCCCUGGAGCGUACCAGCCUAAAGAUGCCCCUUGGAACUUUGGGGUAUAUGGCACUGACAGGGACUUCCCCUUCCCUGAGCCUGCUGUUUGGACUGGUGGCGACUCCGGCUCUGGAAGUAAUGCUACACAGCCAACACCUGCCACCACAGCUCCGAUUUCUAGCAAGAGUCCCGUCACCAGUGCGACUUCGGUCACUGAAGCUUCAUUCUCCAGCCAAACUCCGGUCUCCAGCCAGACUCCGAUCGUCGGGGGGAACAAUGCUGGGAAGCCUUCAAAAUGCAGUGCUAAGAAGCACCGUAAGAGAGCACAUGUUCACUAA